This is a messenger RNA of Emericellopsis cladophorae, 3264 nucleotides long. Its product is annotated as Kinesin-like protein bimC. The coding region runs from base 1 to 3264 and encodes 1087 amino acids. The transcript has 4 exons. Gene Ontology annotation, molecular function: plus-end-directed microtubule motor activity; ATP binding; microtubule binding. Gene Ontology annotation, biological process: microtubule-based movement; mitotic spindle assembly. NCBI's taxonomy places the organism in Eukaryota, Fungi, Ascomycota, Sordariomycetes, Hypocreales, Bionectriaceae. Gene Ontology annotation, cellular component: nucleus; spindle microtubule. The record is from RefSeq and is a predicted model, not a curated record.
AUGAAGAGAUCGACGCGCGCCUCCGCUGCGCGAUCGAUUCCAGUCGCGCCGUCGUCCUCCACGAGAUAUGACCGUCCCGCCCAGCAACAAGCCGCGUCGACCACGGCCCAGGCCAUGAAUGCGCCAAAGAAGCGCAAGCAGAGAGAGUUCGAGUCGGACGCGACAGAUCAGCAGACUUUCAUACGGGCGGUGGUCAGGUGUCGGGCGCGCAACGAGAGGGAGCGUCGGGAAAACGACAAUGUCGUCGUCUCCACCCAGAACGCCCUGGGCGACACGGUGCAGCUGUCUCUCGGCUCACACUCGCUCAGCGGCAAGAGCUACCAGUUUGACCGCGUUUUCUCCACGGCGGCGGACCAGGUCAUGGUGUUUGAGGACACUGUGAAACCCAUGUUGGACGAGAUGCUCGCUGGUUUCAACUGCACAAUCUUCGCUUACGGACAGACUGGCACGGGAAAGACGUACACAAUGUCCGGAGACAUGCAGACGACGGCAGGGAUGCUCUCGGACGAUGCUGGUAUUAUUCCUCGAGUCCUCCAGCGGCUCUUCGACAAGCUCGAGUCUACCGAGAAAUGCAUCAAGAUUUCUUUCAUCGAACUGUACAACGAAGAGCUUUCUGAUCUCGUCUCUGUGGACGAUGCGAACAAGCUGAAGAUCUACGACAACACUACGCAGAAGCAACACGGCGCCACAAUUGUGCAGGGCCUGGAGGAGAAGCACAUUCAGAACGCGGCCCAAGGCAUCAAGGUCCUCCAAGACGGGAGUCUCAAGCGCCACGUCGCAGCCACAAAGUCCAACAACCACAGCAGUCGAAGUCACACCAUUUUCACCAUCACAGCGUACAUGCGCCGGACUGGGGGAAACGGCGGGGAGGAAUUCAUUCAAUGCGGCAAGCUGAAUCUGGUGGACCUGGCGGGCAGCGAGAAUAUUCAGCGGUCCGGCGCCGAGAACAAGCAUGCUGCCGAGGCAGGCUUGAUCAACAAGAGUCUUCUCACGCUGGGGAGAGUGAUCAAUGCUCUCGUCGACCGCAACCCCCGUUCCCACAUCCCGUAUCGGGAAUCGAAACUCACUCGUCUACUGCAGGACUCGCUCGGCGGACAGACCAAGACGUGUAUCAUCGCCACAAUCUCACCCACCAAAAGCAGUCUGGAGGAGACCAUGUCCACACUGGACUACACCUUCCGCGCAAAAAAUAUUCGGAAUCAGCCCCAGUUGAACCGGUUCAUCAACAAGGAGAUGUUUCUUCAGGAUCUGGCAAAUGAGUUGGAAAGGCUCAAGGCGGAGCUGGUGUGCCACCGACAACGAAGUGGCGUGUACCUGUCCAACGAGACGUACGAGGAAGUCAUCGCAACCAGCGAGUCACGGCGGAUCGAGCUCGCUGAGCACUCGGCAAAGAUCAAAACACUGGAAGGAAACCUACACAACAAGGCACACGAGCUGCUCAACCUGUCCACGUCGCUCUCGAGCCUGCAAAAGGACCACACAAGCCUGACUGCGCAGCUGGGUGACGCAGAAGAUGCCGUGCGCCAGACGGAGAAUGUCCUUGCCUCGACGCGGGAGACACUGGCCGAAGAGUCUCGCCUGCGGAAAGCCCAUCAAAGUACAGAGGCAGCUCUGACGGGGGUCGGUAAAAGGCUCAUCUCGACACUCAGCUCGGCCGUUGAUGACGUGGAUGGGCUGCAUGCAAAAGCCCACACGAAAACGCGCGAGGCUGAGCAAGACGUGGUCGCUCUGCAAGACGUCCAGUCACACCAUGCAUCGACAGUGCAGGAUCGACUACGGCAUGUAACCGAGCUCCAGUCGGCCGAGGUCAAGUCCACCCGGGCCCUUCUCGACUUGAAUCUAUCCCUUCUCAAUGCUUCGAGGGAGGGUAUCCUGGAUCGCAACUCGAAAGACACCAUGGACGAGGCUCUCAAGCAGAUCCAGAUGCAGGGGCAACUUGCAAAGCAGACACUCGAGCAAGGCUCCCUUUCCAUGUCUGCGGCCGCCCAGAAGGGGAUAGGAGGCUUGGUCUUGGAGAUGGAUGCCACGCAGAUACGGAUGCAGCAAUCUUGCCGCAAUGUCCAAGCCAGCAUCACGUCUUCUUUCGAGGAGUUGAUGGAGCAUUCCAGCAGCCAGAGAAGGGAAGCGCGGCAACACAGGCAGCAGAUGCAUGAUUCCGUGACGGUCGAACUGGGCAGGAACACGGCGAUGCUGGAGAGGAUGGAUCAGCUCAUGGCCGAUGAGCGGGAGCAGAGAGACCUCGAGAAACAGGAGCUCAUGUCUCAGAUCGCCGGCCUGCUCAGCGCGCAAUCCGAGAGGCAAGACGCGCGCUUGAGGGAGAAGGUGGCGACGCUCAAAAACGACAUUCAAACCUCUAGCACUGCCAUCGACCAGAGCGUAUCCCAGUACGACGGCGCGAUGGAGAUCUGGGACGCGGAAGAGUCCCAGUCGUCGGAACGACUGCAAAGAUGUCAAGAGACUCUCAACACGGGGAUGCAGGAGAGCAUAGAUGUCUGGAGCAGCCACAUCACUGCCGCGCGCACCGCGGCUGAGGUACUGGCCACCGAGAUGGAGGACCUCACGGAGCAGCAUGUUGCCGGCCUCGAUGCUCAUAUGCAACCGGCGGAGGAUGCCGUACACCGUGCGUUGCACGAGAAUAGCCGUCACCACGAUGCGAUUGUCAAGUCUGUUCAAGAAGUGUGCAGGCAGGUGGAGACGUCGCAUCAGACACUGUCGGAACGUGGCGAUGCCAUGCUUGCCAGGAUGCAGGCCCUGAGUAUGGAGGUCGCCGCCAGGACACAAGAUGCCAAAGAGGGGGCCACCAAGAGGGCAGACGCUCUCAACGCAUCUCUCCUGGCCUUGAGAGAGGCCUUUGUGCACACUGAAUUCAAAGAGUACCGGCCUACAGGAGACACGCCGAGGAAGGUCGUAUACCGCUACGAGACUGAACUCCCUCGGACAAUAUCUCACAACAACUUGAACCAAUCCGGUGUCGCCGCGAGCUCCGAGAGUUCCGAUGAAGAUGCAACAGACUCUGAGGCGGCGGCGGCUGAGAUGGAAGAAAGGUCCAAGGUCGAAGAAGAGAGUGUAGAAGAAGAAAAAGGGGUGCAAGAUGCAGUGGACGAUGCGCUGGAAGAGCAGCAGGAGUCCUCCAUCCCCAUCUUGCAAGAGCUGGAUGCUAACGUCAGGAGGAAUGCAUGUGCGGACACGACGAUUCCUGUGAUGAAGCGCACUGCCAGCUCUACUCAACUGAGUAGACCGAGAGCGAAGCAGGUGAGGAGGUGA